AUGACAUUUAAGCUAAGACUUGGAGGUCCUUUUUUGCUCAGUAGCUUAUCCUUUUGUGACUCAAACAGGAGAAAGAAAUCUCUUGUUGGUUCACUCUUUAACAGUGGAUUUAGUGCUCAAGGAGAAGCUGAAGACAGGUCGAGAGAACCUCAGGAUGCCAACAGUUUAGAGUUAAAAGACACCCCAGCAGUUACUAAAAAGCAAUCAAUUAACAAAGGACGAACUGAUGGUUAUUUUUUGACCAAUACAGAUUUAGUGUUGGAGGGACUCAUGGGAAAGAUUUUUAAACUAUGUUUGAUUCUUAAAGGAUCUGUGUUAUCUUCAACAGAAAUCAAUUUAAACAUUUUAGUGAAGAGCAGACAGCUGAACAUAGGCACCAACAUAGGCAGAGGGGCUGGAUUUAGUAGCAGUGCCUCUGGAAAUUUAGCAUUUGGUUUGGGGACAUCUGGUCAAAAGGGAUUGGAAGUCAGUAGAGUUGAUUGGAGUGAAAUUAGCAGUAAAGGAUCUGCUGGGGGUGAAUCCAUAGUAUUUUCAUCAGUUGGAACAGGGUGUUUUGGCUGGGAACUUGGAGCUAGAAGGGGCAAUGCUGCAUUUGGUUUUAGAGCUUCUGGUUUGAGUUCAUUUGGUGACAGCAGCUUUAGUACCAGAACAGUUGAAGGAAAUUGAGUGAUUAGAUCUGAAGGAUCCAUUUCCAAUGAUCUAGGUGACACCAGUCUGAGAAUUGGGAAUACCUUUGUUGGUGAUAGUUCUGGAAAUUUGGAAUCCAGUUUAGGGGCUUUUGGUCAACAGGGAUUUGGAAUCAAUGAACUUGGAGGGGAUAGAAUGAGUGGCAGUGCAUCUGUUGGGGCUGGAUUUAAAGGCCUUGGAUCUGAUGUCAGUAGCUCAGGUGACACCAAUUUGAGAAAUGGUAAUACCUUUUUUGGUGAUAGCUCUGGAAACUUAGAAUCCAAAUUAGGGGCUUUUGGUCAACAGGGAUUUGGAAUCAAUGAACUUGGAGGGGAUAGAAUGAGUGGCAGUACAUCUGUUAGGGGUGUCACAAGCUCAUCUGACUACAGUACUUCUGGACUACUCAGCACUCCAGGAAAAGGAACCCAUAUUCCAGAAGCAACCCCCAAAUACUCAGAAACAAACACAACUAUUGGUGAAGUUUCUACUUGGGGCAAAGGAGCAUAUAAAGCUUUCAACGGCCGUGUAUUUUCCUUUGAGUCUUCAUGCACGUAUAGUUUCUGCCGUCACUGUGUUGAAUCUGGAGGAGAAUUCAAUAUUGAGAUCAAACGAAACAAUGAUAGUGAGAUUGAAAAAAUAACAGUUAUAGUAGACAGUAAUGUCAUCUCUAUUGUUGGCAAUAUCAUUUUAGUUAAUGGAGAAAGCCUCAAAGAUUUAUUCAUUGUUCCUUACAAGUCUUUCCAAAAUCAGAUGAAAGCCAUUGUGUCUCUUCUUCUGAAAUGA
Molecule: messenger RNA, 1449 nt
Organism: Orcinus orca (killer whale)
Lineage: Eukaryota; Metazoa; Chordata; Mammalia; Artiodactyla; Delphinidae
Product: mucin-19-like
Exons: 11
Source: RefSeq, a predicted model, not a curated record